Eremothecium sinecaudum is the source of this 1815-nucleotide messenger RNA. RefSeq names its product Egt2p (gene EGT2). Lineage: Eukaryota; Fungi; Ascomycota; Saccharomycetes; Saccharomycetales; Saccharomycetaceae. The record is from RefSeq and is a predicted model, not a curated record. The coding region runs from base 1 to 1815 and encodes 604 amino acids. The transcript has a single exon.
AUGGUUUCUGUUAGAAAAUUUGUUGCUGCGUCGGUUACUUUGGCCGGCACUAUUUCUGCUGCCUAUGUUAAUAAUACUGGGAACAAUUCGCCGUUAAAGCAAUCCGCAGUAACUAACGUUAAGUUGAAAGAUGUCUUGACAAACAGUCAGGCUUCUUACAGCAAAGAUAAUUGGUUUGCAUUUUCGUUCGAGAUCGAGAGAGGUGCUGAUGAUUCCAGUGUCUCCAUUACGGUUCCAGAUGAUUUUGGUAGUUUUCCAGUUGGUCCAAUUGAUCUAUUGAAUAGAGAUUGCGAAGUGGUUGGUUCUGUGACCAGUAAUAAGAAUGAGUUUACUGCUCAUUUUGAUGACAAUGACUCUGUAUUGGGUGCUUUUAACUUCCUAGGUAAGUUGACAGCUAGUGGUAAGGAUAAGAUCUCAGUCCCCGGUAAGGCAGACUACCUAUUCCCUACCAGUUCUUCAGGUAUUAUUCUAUCUACAAUUGAAUAUCUAGAGAGAAAGCCUACUGAGGUAAGAUCAUCUGCUGGUGUAGACGACGAAGGCCGCGGUUGGUUUAUGUUGCAAGUUCCAUUGUCAUUGUACCCAGGCGAGAUGGAGUUAACUGCCAAGUCCUCCGAAAACUUCAACUUUGACCCUAAAGCUACUGAAGUUACUCUAGUUACCUCUGUCAACGACCUACAGGAGCCAAUUGCUUCUUUCCCACUUGGUGGUGUUGAUCAGUCAGCUGAAUCCGGCUUAAUUCAAAUGAGAAUCCAAAGUAAGAUUUCUGGCGGCAAGUAUUUCCGCAUCAAGUAUUAUAUCAAGGAUGCUUCUUCUACUUGUGUCCAGGCUGCUCUUCAAUUGAAAUUCCCUAAUACUGAGCCUCUUAAGAUUUCCGAGACAUUAUGCUUCAAAACCGGUUCAAAUGUUCAAUUACCAGCUCAGCCAGGUACCUCACCUAUUGCUCCAUUUUGUGCAGGUGUGAAGAGAAGUGCAGCAUCUAAUACUGGACGUGUGAACUCUAACCAUACCACAGCUUUACCUACACAAGCUAACUAUACCGUUGUUGGUCCUACUCUGUUGCCAAAUACCACUCUCCUCCCUCGCUCAAGUGAGUAUUCUCUCCUACCAAAUGUGACCGCAAUCCCCCACACCGCUGCAGGUAACAAUACCGCUGCUCCUAUUGCUACUCCAUGUCCUGCAACAAACGCUACUCUUGCACCAGCUGCAGGUAAUGCUACUGUUGCACCAGCUGCAGGCAAUGCUACUGUUGCCCCAACUGCUGUCACAAAGAGCGCCACUACUCCCCUCACAUCUGCCCAAGCAGUAAAUUCCACAGUGGAACCAGCUGCACCAGCUCCAUCACCUAAACCUGCCCAAUCUAGUCAAAGUAUUGAAUGGUACUACGAAACCGUGUACAACACAGUCACCGAAACUUCCACAGAAAUCAACUGUUCAUUUGUUUAUACCGGUACCCAUUCUACCAGCUACCAUAACACUUCUUCCACUACACCAUACUAUGAGAGUACUAGUGAACCAGCACCAUAUCCAGUAAACACAACAACCGAGGCCCAACCAUCUUCCUCAGAAAGUAAAUCUAGUACAACUCCAUCGGCGUACGUAUCAAUCCUCACAACUCCUGAGGAAGACUUGGAACCUACACCUCUUCCAACACCAUCAGUUAGUUCUAAUGUGGUGACCUCAUACGAAUCCAAUACGCCAUCUUCAACACCCACCUCUUCUACCGAAGAUUCUGGAAAUUCAUCGUCUGACGGAGCAGGAAUGCUAAAUGCAAGCGCAUCUGGUCUAUUGAUCGGUUUGUUGGCUAUUCUCCUAUGA